GGUAUACUAGUGUGUACUGAUGAUUGGUUUAAGGAUUAAAAGUGAACAAGUUCACCUACGCAUAUUAAAGCAGUUAAUGCGUGUAGUUAACCCAAUGACUGGCAUGAUAUCCAUCUAUCCAGUAAAAGGCAUGUGUACUGUACAGCAUUUCCUAUUGUCACAAUAUAAGGCUAUUGGAUAUAGCCAUUGAAGCUACAGAAACACCAGGUUUUCUGUUAUAGUCGUUUGAGUUCAUUAAUUCACGUUAAGUAAAACAGUGGGAUAAAUAAUAAGUUUAGAUGGAAAUGUUUUGUAUGUGAGAAUGGUGGGCCGUUGAGGUUGUAAGUUGCCCACAAUGAGUGUUACACAUGUUAUGUCACCUUCUAGGAGCAAUAUCAGCCGAAUUCAGAAUAGUAAACGAAUCAGGGUGUGGUCAGAUGAAGGCAUGACAAAAGUCCAUGAAGUCGUCGUCUCAUGGUACGAGACUGAUGAAUUGUGUAUAUUUCUGCAUUGUUAAGCUAGUAACACAAAACUAAUUCACACUGUUGUCCCACUUCUCCAGUGAAUUGAGAAAAAUCUUUUGCUGUUUCUGCAUCUAAUAUUGUGAAGCAGGAUUAUAUGAAUAUUUAACUUCACGUUGCGGAGAUGUGAUUGACUGCCCUAAUCACCUGGAUUUCAGCCUGUACGUCAUACAUUUUAAUCGAAAUCCACUUAUAUCAGCCCGGCCAAAGGGUUACUAUUAUUAGCCUCCACGUAAUAAUUGUGUGACUACAUAGCUUACAACAUAAAUGUCUGUUCCAGAUAACUGUUUUCAAACAGGCUUCACAUUUAUUACUCUCCAACCUUCACUAAGUGAAGAAUAGUUUGUGUGUCAUACCGUCGAUUUUCGGUUGACGGGCGAAUUAUCUCAGCAUUUGGCUAAUUAUGCUAGCACAAAAACAUGGAUUAUGUUACUUGCCAAAGGUAGAACUAAGUGAUUCACCAGCUAAAGAAAAUGUUGUAGCCGGAACAACUAAAAAACGCAAAUCCUAUCCAGCCCAGCCUGGUUCAACAGUCUCGUCUACACAACGAUCCGAUGGUGAAGACGACUCGAUUGGAUCAAGUGAUGAUGAUGAAUCAAUCGAUGCUAAACGACCUAGAAGUAAUGCUGCAGCCUCAGGUGGUGGUGCUGGUGGUGGCGGCGGCGGCAGUGCUGGUGCUGGUGCAUCAUCACGUAAUGCUAAUCGUCAAAAAUUCAAAAAGCCUGCUGCUACUUCAAAUCGUCUUAAAGUCGAUGAAGACGAUGAUAUGGAUAGUAAUGAUGACGAUGACAAUUCAACUUCAAAACGUCUAAGUUCAGCAGCUAGUUCUAAAUCCUCGCUGAAAAAACGUUCCAAUGGUACAGAAAAGGUGAAAAAAUCACAUUCAAAUUCUGUUUCACGUAAAUCAUCAAGUACAACUAAACAGCCUAGUAGUCAUAUGCAUAGUAAGGAGAAGCGUCGUUCAGGUAAAUCCAGUAAAUCUGGUGGUUAUGAUGCUGAAGAUGAUACUGCUGCUGCCGCCGGUGGUGAUAUGUUCCAUUAUGACAGUGAAGAGUGUUCAGCUCGACCGUGUAAACAACCUCAAGAUAUAGCUAUCGAUUGGAUUCAAUGCGAUCGUUGUGCUCUAUGGUAUCAUCAAGAGACAAAAGAGUUGAGUUUUCUGUUGGAGUUCCACCAACUGGACGCUACAUCCAAUUUGGGAUCAUCAACUGAUAUUAUGACAGUAUCAGGUGUUGAGUCAUGCAAUGAUUAUGGAAAAUUGUUAUAUCCACAUAUAGCGAAGCGAAAACUCAGACUUCCUGUUAUCUCUAAACCCGUACCACCGUCUAUUUUCUGCGAACCUUGGCAAUUUAUCUUGAUGUGGUUGCGUACAAAUUCAAGAUACACAAGGAAAUGUGGAGUUUUCUUAUCGGAACCGUCUAUUCCAUUUCUGUCACUUCAAUAUAUUCCACCGAUUCAUCCGGUGGAUUCUCUGUCCGUGAAUAAUAAUAAUAUAAAUGCCACGUCUUCGAUACCUUCUACCAGAGAUCGAUGUUAUGAAGCCUUAUUAUUCUCAACACAAGCUAACAGAACUGCUGUACGUGUGACAUUGUUUAAAGAUUCAAAAACUGAAAAUGACACCUUUCAAUGUGUCUGUGAACCAUACAUCAAUUUACCAUCUUCAUUCAAUCAUUUGCCAAUCAGUGAAUUAAAGUCAAUUGAAAAUUUUGUUACAACAAAAAUAUGGCCGAUAAUUGAAAAAGAAUUCAAUAGUGAACAAUGAAUAGUUUGUAAUAUACAUAUAUGUAUGGUUUUUAUAUUCCACCCCAGCCCAACCCACCGAUGCCCCCCCCUCGCGCUCUGCACCACGUCUUCUUGUCAAAUAAUUUGAGUAUAAAUUAUCAUUCCAAUGUUCA
Messenger RNA from Trichobilharzia regenti, 2395 nucleotides. The record is from the annotation of a GenBank genome assembly. NCBI's taxonomy places the organism in Eukaryota, Metazoa, Platyhelminthes, Trematoda, Strigeidida, Schistosomatidae.